Molecule: messenger RNA, 952 nt
Organism: Mercurialis annua (annual mercury)
Lineage: Eukaryota; Viridiplantae; Streptophyta; Magnoliopsida; Malpighiales; Euphorbiaceae
Exons: 3
Coding region: 376-828 (150 amino acids)
Molecular function (GO): DNA binding
Source: RefSeq, a predicted model, not a curated record
CAGCGUUGUCUAGGGGUGAGCAAAAUUUUGAACUAACCGACCAAACCGACCGAACCGAUGAUUUUCGGUCGGUUUGGUUCGGUGUUAAACUUCUAUUCGGUCGGUUCGGUUAUAAAAAUUAAAAUUUUUAGUUUUCGGUUUUCGGUUCGGUUUUUAAUUUAAUUUUUAUACUAUAACCGAACCGACCGAUUAAAUGAAACAAUUUGCUUUACAUUUACUAAUACACAGCGUUUUACUCUUUCUAAAUUUUAAGGUUUUAUUCCUUAAGGCAUAACACCAUUUUUCUUAACCUAGCAAACUCCUUACACUGCAGCCGUCACCCAUUUCCCUUCCUAUUUCAAAUCUUCCAAUCCUCAUUUCUCUUUUCAUUCAUAAAUGGAAAUCGACGAUGAUAUAAUCUCUGAUUCACCAAGCUAUCAACAAAUUCUCAAUCACCUAAUGGAGACCGAAGAAGAGAAUGAAUUGAUUCAACCGACAUUGAAUGAGAAAGAAGCACAACCUCAAGAACAAAAGGUGAUCACUAAAAAGAGAGCUACAAGUACGAGGCCAAGAUCCAUUGUGUGGGAUCAUUUUGAUAUCAUCUCAGUCGGGGGAGAGAAAAAAUCCAAGUGCAAACAUUGUGGCAAAGAGUAUUUUUGUGAUGCAAAGAAAAAUGGUUGUUGCUGCUACUUUUGUAGGUUGCUGCUGCUUCUUUUGUUGGAAGCUUAUGCUGCUAUUUUUGGAGGUCCUCGUUGCUGCUGCUUUUAUUUUGGAUUAGUUGAGAAUGACAUUUUGUUAAGUAUUUUGGUUGUUUUGGUUAAGUAUUUUGAAUCAUUCUCUUGGAUAUAAUUGGUGAUAUUAGGCUCGUUUUGGAGGCUGCAUUCCAGCUAUUAUUAGUGCUUUUGAUGUAUUACCAUAAUUAUGAAUGAUUGUAUGGACAAUUGGAAUUCAAAAAUUAGAGUGUUAAGUUUUC